UUAUAUUUUUCAUACAUAUUUUUAUUGAAAAAUAAAUGAUAUAAAAUAAUAAUGAAGACAAUUUGCACAUGAUCAUUAGUAGCCUUCUCAUAAUUUCAAAAAGUAAUUAAUAAUAUUAGUAUAUUUUACGAUGAAUCUUUAUUCCUUUAUUUUAGUAUAUAUUGUCGUUAUGGUAUUGAAACCAGAUCAAGGAGUAUAUUGCAGAAGUUAUUAUACAAGGUAUAGGCUUUACAUUGAAAGAUUUGUGACUCACGUUGGUUUACGAAUUAAAUUUAGUGAAAUGCUAAAUCAAAAAUCAAAUUCAAAUAAUACUACUGAUAUAGAGAAAGCUUUUGAACCAGACAAGUUUAGCGAAUUAAUGUGUAAUUAUCAAUAUACAAUAAGUGCUCUCAAUUACAAAUACACUAUAAUACUAAAAAAAUUCCUUGAUUAUAUAGCUAUAGUUAUGGGUAAAUGUCAGCAAUUUCAUGAAAGAAACUUAUCGGAAAACUUUAUUCAUUGUGUAAUAUUACUUGUAGAACAAGUGAAACAAUCUAAGACUAUGUUUGAAAAUUUACACAAUGCUAUGAAGUUUAUAAGCUAUAUAGAUAUAAGAUUUUUGUUUUCUGAAAACAUCGUGCUACAUCCUAUAAUUGACGAAAUCGAAUUUAUGUAUCAAUUUGUCAUAGAAAUAAGUUUAGAUACUAGGUCUUUUGAUCUCAAUAAAUCACCAAAUCAAGAAUCUGAAAUAAAAUUUGAAAAUUUGAUUAAAUUUCAUAAAGAUGCAUCUAACAAAGUAAAUAAUAUUUUUCAUAAUAAUAAUGUCAACAAUAAUUCUAUUGUAAGUUGGACAACAAUUAAUAUAGCGAAAUGGCAUAAUGAAAAUAACUUUGACAUUGUAUAUUCAAUAAGUAAUACACUUAAUAAGUUUUACAACGAAACUAUAAAAAUUUGGUACGAAAAUCUAGGCUUUGAACAAUUCCUUUACCCCACAACAUUUAAACGAGUGCCUCCAAAACAUAGAACAAUAAAUCAAAAUGAUGGAAUUGAAGCUCUUAAGAUUCUUCUUCAGGAAUCUGAGUGGAAAUCAAUGAAUCACAUAAAUAUAAUUUAUUGUGGUAAACUAUUCAACGUAGAUCAUAUAAUAAAAGACUCAAUUAGUGAAAUCAAUUUUCAAAUAAAAAAAGAACAUGUAUCGCAAUUAUUAAGAUGUAGGUAUGCAGAAAUAAUUAAAAAUUACUAUACAUUACUAUCUGCUAUUUUAGAUUUAUGCAAUAAAGAUGCAUGUGCCUUCUAUCACAAUUAUUUGAUUCAAUUGUUUAACUCAUUUCACAAAUCUCAAAAAAUGAUGCAAGGAUUGUAUGAAGCUUUAAUUAUUCUAAAUAAAUCAUCAAUAUGGAAUGUUAAUUCUAACUCUAAAUCGAGUUUAAAGGUCAUAUCGGAAUGUAUUGAGUAUAUUCUCGAUAUAUUAAAAAGCAAUAAAUUUUCUCUAGAAAAUUUUAUUGAUAAAAAUGAUAAGGAAAAAUCUGAAAUUGUUGAAAGUUUUCUAGAAAUAUUUGAAAAUUUUCUUAAAGAAUUUCAUUUUUGCUUACAUAAAGAAAUGAAACCAAUGCACAUCCGUUGUUCUAUGAAAAUACCUUAUUUUAAAAAAUUAAAAAAAAUAAAUGAAUUCAAGAAUUUUGUAUUUACAUUGAACAAUCCAGUAAAUACAUCAGAUAAUCAAAAUCCUGAAUAUUAUAUGCAAAUGAUUCUUAAUGCAUGUAAAUAUUUGGACAAUUUUUGUGAAGAUGUUUACAAAUCUUGUUAUGUAAAUCUGGGUUUUAGAAAAGUUUCAGACUGUCAAAACAUAAAAUUAGACGGCAAACUUGUUAAAUUUACUGAAGAUUUUUCUACUUAACUUAUAUUAUAUAGUUAUAGUAAGAAUCAACACAUUGAAAAUAAAAUGUAAAUUACAUAAAAUUAUUUUUUUAUUAUUUAUUUUAGAUUUCACACGUUCAAUUAAAAGAACCCUUCUGAAAUUAACAUUUUGUUUUACUAUCCCUAGUAUUUUUUUGUAAAUUUGCUGUAUUUGUAUUCAACUGCACAAAUAACAUAACAUACUAUUAAAAAUAUUUGAUUGAGUUAUAAUAAUAUAUUGUUUAUGGCUAAAACUUCAAGAGCAAUUAUUUGUUCUUUCAUUUAAUAAUAUGAAAGCCCAGCAUAGUUUUGCCACGACAUAUUAGCGCAGCACCAGAGUUGGGACCAGUAUAGAAAAUAUCUGACAAUAAUUAACUUUCUAUUAUAAAAAAUUCUAUGAUAUGAGUUCGUUAAAUUUUUCAAUAGUUUUUACUUUUGUAAUUUCACGAUUUCAUGUUGUAAAAUUUCACUAA
This is a messenger RNA of Daktulosphaira vitifoliae (grape phylloxera), 2348 nucleotides long. RefSeq lists its product as uncharacterized. Bases 131 to 1876 code for a protein of 581 amino acids. NCBI's taxonomy places the organism in Eukaryota, Metazoa, Arthropoda, Insecta, Hemiptera, Phylloxeridae. The transcript is spliced from 2 exons. The record is from RefSeq and is a predicted model, not a curated record.